UUGUAAUUUUAGAUUUCCCCCUUCGUUGCCAGGAGAUUACCAGAUCCUCCGAUGAAUCGCUCUCCCGCGCGUGUCUAUCAUUUCGAGAUGCCAAUGAGAACAACGUGUUUUUCACGUGUUAAGGCGUUAAUUAAUAAUCGGCAAGUUCGCUCGCCGGUCAUUCGCCGAACGUUGACGCGUAGAAUUCUCGGCGCUAUUCUCAGAGAUCGACACGUCUGUGCUUUUUCUAUUGUCGGCGAGAAUUAUCUACUAGUAUCGUUGGAGUUCGUUGGUAACGCGUGAACAAAUGUCCCUGAAAAUUAGCACCUCACAACGUCGCUCUCUUUGCGUGCGAGGGUCAAUCACCUUGAGCUGAGUUAACGAAUCAGAAAUAGAUCGGAAACUAUACGUAAUUUCAAGUUUGAGUAAACACAAGCCAGACACUAACGGAAAGUUCCCCGAGACCGAUCGUCUGACUGACAACUUGUUCUUGUCGCUGCUGGAAACUCGAAAAUUCUCUCUUCGCGAUCUAUUUAUCCGGCGGCUCGACCGCGAGGCUCUCUCGAUGGCGAAUAUGGCGAGCUACGUUUGAACGGGAUAUCUCUCGAUCACUCCGCGAUCUCUCGGUCACUCCGGUGGUAAGCGCUGCUUAGUGCUUUUAAGGUAAUGUCUGACCGUGUUAUCCUACAAGGCGUCCCAAUCAACCUUCGCCCGAUUCGACACAUAUCAGGUACGCACACAUGCGCGCGCGUGCGGACACACUACUAAAGCAUCGCCGAUAAACCAAAUAUCUCGGCUCCCGAUUUACUUACGUCAUCAUCAUAGUUGGGCGUCGCUGGAAAAAGAAGGAUAAUUUUAUUUCACUGCUUCACGAACAAUCAACCCGUGCGCUUCCCAAAGUCUCGUGAGUCUCCAAGAAGGAAUCCGGACGUCAUGAUUGCGGGACCACCUCCACCACCGCCACCUCCGCCUCCAAUGUCUGGUCAACUGCCAGCUAUGAGAAUUAACACCGCCGAGAGCGCAGCGACGAAGAGGCCGCAAAUGAGCAGUAACGAUGCCUACGAGCCGCCGGCGGCCAUCCAGAAUGCGAUGCUGACGAAGGAUAAGAAGCCUUUUACCUACACGCCAGGUAUGGGCGGCAAGUUGGACCUCUCGCAGAUCCGCAGUCCGCGAAUGGCCAGGAGAGUGGCGAAAAAUGCCAAUGACGAAGGCAUCGAGGGGCCGCCGAAGUCCGCCCUCGAGCCGAAGCCGUCGGCCGCAGCUUCUACCGCGCCGAAUCCCUUCGUGCAGCCGCAGGUGGCGAUACCCGUUUUCCCCACCAACGUCCCACCGCAGCCCCAGGUCAACAGGGUGUCCCAGCCGACCGCGGUCAACAGGAUGCCGUCGAAUGUUGCGGACAAGCAAGCGGAAGCGCCGAAGAGUGUCGCGAAGAUCGACACGAAGCUCGUGCCGAUCACGGUAACGUCGAGCCAGUCGAGCAGCCCUGACAGCCCGAACACUCCGACGCAAAUCACUCUGGCCAAGGCCCCGACGCCUUGGCUUCAAAAUAAGAACAAGCCUUCGGAAGAAUUGCCCGAGUGGGCGAAACGGCCGAACGUCAAUAAAGCGGCUACCAGCCCGCCGGAGCGCUCGGCGUCCCCGACGUCCCCGGUUUACGUCCAGGUGCAGCCUCAACCGCGACAGUCGCCUCCACAGGGGCCGCAGCAGAAGGAAUUUGAGCAGCAGCACCAACCUCCUCCGUUGCAGUACCAACAACAGAAGCAGCCGCCCCAGCAGAUCCAGUCACCGUGGCAGCAGCAGCAGCAGCAGCAGCAGCAGCAGCAGAAGCAGAACACCGAGGUGCCUCAACGAACGAAUCAGCACGAACGCAUCAUACCUAUUCGAAUCGAAGACAGACCAUCGGUAUUCGAUGCGAAACGCGAGUCUGGCCACCAUCAGUUCAAACAGCCCCCGACCCUGCACCAUCAGCAACGGUGGGGUCAGGCAUCCGCGCAACAGUCAGAGACCCAGACGCAGCCUCGGCCGCAGGAUCAAGAGCAGCCGCAGACUCACGUCGUAGUCUUGUCCCGACCGGAGCAAACGGUCGGCACCUACAUAAUCCCCAUCGUAGUGGAGGGUAGCGACAAGAAGACGCCGCAGUCGAAUGCAGUCGAAGCAAGUAACGCGGCUGGAAGAGGUCCUAAGGUUGUGCAGCAGAGAGCUCCAGUCUCUGCUCAGCAGCACGAAACCGGCCCGGUCCAGUCGCGAUCGUUCCGUGUUCUGCAGAAGAUUACGGACACCGAUGCACCCAACGACGUGGGUACAGAUCAGAUUCGCAGGAUGGAGCUGAGCGAAGACGAGAGGGUGCUUAUGAAUAGGUUCAAGGAGCAAGUCGACCAGGAGACUUAUCUUCAUCAAGAGGAGGACCCGAGAUAUCGCGGUGCGGCGAUACCUUCACGUGCUUUCCGCUUUUUACAAAACAUGACGGACUCGACCGACAAUUCGGUCACUUGCGCAGCGCCACGUAACGCACAGAAUGUCGCGAGUAAGAAGCAAAACAGAAAUUCGAAAUCCUUCGAGGAGACGCAGGCGAACCUGCCGCCGAGCGAGCAACAGGUUCAGGAGCCGAAGAAGUACAUGGGUAGCGCCAUACCCUCUCGAUCCUUUAGGAUAUUACAAGCGAUGACAGCGCCAGAAAGUAUCGCCACGCAAGAAAAUCGCCAAGCGGAUUACACCCGCCGAACAGAGAAUAACUUGCCGGGCAAUCAGCAGGGUGUAUUUCUCCCUCCUCAUCCUCCCGCACCCGUUCCCCUCUGGUAUCCCGAGGGUUGGUGGGGCUAUUAUCCCGCGGUGCAGUAUAGCGCCGCGCCGUUCAGUGAAGCCGCCGGCGAGACGAAUAAACAUUCCUUUCCUCUUUACGCGUGUCCGGACGGAAACAUAUACGUCGCAUACGAGCCCUUUUGUCCGCCUUACGAUCCGAAGGACCUCGCGGAUCUUGCACGGGUGAAAGCGACGCGGCCGUCGUCGAUCGGCUGGGACGGUCACACGCCGAAGGCUCAGCCGAAGGAGCGCAACGGUCAGCGUCCACGAUCGCACACAGACGAUCAGCAGGAUCGUCUCACCGCGAGCGGCUUGUCCUUCGCGUGGGAGGACGAACGCCUCGCGAGGAGCGACCUGGGCCUCGACCACCAGUUGCCUGAUACCGUCUUGCCCGAGGAAAUCAAUCACUUGGACGCACAGUCGGCUGGCGCGCACGGCCCCAGGUGUCAGCAACGAGGAGGAGGCGACGGCGACAGGAACGGCAUCGUCAUGGCGAUGAAUAUAAUCGGCGAGGAGAACCGCCCGGACAGCCGCGGGAACGCGGAGGCGACGACCUCUUCGGCUUCCGGCAAGGCCGAGCCGACGCUGGAGAAGACCUUCGGCCUGCACAUCAACGUGCCGAAUUACACGUACGUGGACACGAGCGACUCCAGCGACUCCAGCGACGACUCCAGCAACGAGUCCUCCACGUCCGACAAUGAGCAACUCUCCGGCUCACGACGGAAAGGCUCCAGCCUGCGCAGCGAUGACACGACGUCCUCCAACAACACGUCCUCCGACAGCGACUCGGACUCCUACGUGGCGUACUCGACGGGCCUGAACCCGUGUGAGAAACCGCACGACAAGGAAAUCGAAAGGCGCUCCGGGUUCCCCGAGGACAAUCGUGAAGGAUGCUCCAGCAGCGCGGAAAAUCGUCGAUAUUCGGCAGACGACUCGGAGAACGCGGGCAAAGCGCGUUUUAGGAUGAAUCGUCCUCAGCACUCAGCUGAUUCCGACUCUCGCGGCGCACUCGAGCAGGAUACCAACGCAGGAUACAACGGAAAGCAGCCGGACGAAGCUCGAGGACGAAGCCAGGACUUGGUCGAUUCUUCCAGCGACGAGGCGAGCUUCAGCGGUCGCGACUCGACCACGAAGCAGGCGACGACGGAUGACGUGGGUCUUCGUCAGUCGACCGUCGUCGACGACGACGUGAGACGACAGGAUGAGAGUCCUUGCUACGAGAGUAGAAACAACGGGCAACAGGAUGUCGCUUUUGAGGCGACCGACGAUCCUCCUGACGACUCCGAAGCUACGAUGGUCAGCGUGAGCUUGCCCCUGAGAUUCAAGUUCUUCGUGUCCGAGAACAACGAGGACGUGACCACAGUGAUAGUCGGCGACAGCAAGAUCAGGGCGGAGAGGACUCGCGACACGAAGAGCAGACGCUCAGCGGGGGAGACGCUCAAGGUGGAUGACGACAACGUGAGCGUCGACUUCCACGUCGGCAACGACACCAGCGUGGACUUCACGAUUAAAAAACAUGCAAACGACACGAGUUCGAGUAUCGAAGAGGCGAUACCGCAAGUGAACUUUACUCUGAGGAAGGACUCGUCGAGGACCUAUGAGAGCAACAGUGAGGAACACGCGGUUAUGGUGACGGAACGCGACGACGACGGCCACAUCAUCGCCGAGUUGACGACUCCUGCGCGGGACGUCCUGGCGACGGACGAACGAUACGUCGACGUCGACGGUUCCGUCCACAACAACCUCCAGCCUGCGAGAUUCCUCGCAGCGUCUGAGUCCUCGUCGACGCAGGACGAUCUUGAGCCACCGCAGGUCCAGGUGGUCGACACGUCAGACAAGGAUUGCGGAAACGAAGCGAUUGAAGAGAACGGUAAGAUACGAACGCGUGACGACGACAAUGAGGAGGAGGAGGAGGAGGAGGAGGAGGAGGAGGAGGAGGAAGACCAACACCUCGAGCCGGAAGUCAAGCAGACGACGACGACGAUCGAGACGAAGCGUCUGCUGAGCGUGCAGAAUUCUCGCGAAGACACCGACGAAGACGAGGAUAGCGGCGUGACCUCUGACCUGAGCCGCAUGAUAUCCGAGGUCGAUACAGACUCGGAAUGCGCGUCCUCCAAGAACUCGAAGAAGUACCAACGCACGCAGACGCACUCGCGGCUCUUUCGGCUGCUGAACGACUCUGUCCAAGAGGCCGCCGAGCGCAAAGUGCUCGAGCCCUCCUGCAGGAAGGAGUACCUCAGUCUGCCGCUAAACACGAGCAACAGCGUUUUCAACUACGACGACAGCUACUGCUCCAAUUACUCGAGCGGCCUUACCUCGCCCGAGUACUCGCCCAUUCACGAGCAGUCCUGGCGGCGGUUCCACGACGCGACGAGCCUGACGAACGGCGGCAACAUCGACCACCCGUCGGCUGGGCAAUCAGACCAGGUCACGGCUCCAGCACCCCAGAAGGACGACCCGUACUUCCGCACGUGGAAGAACCCGAGGCCGUUCGGCCUGCACGACGGCCUGCACGACGUGGUGCCUUCGCUCGCCCACAAGAUCCUCGACAGCAGGAUGCCCACUUGGGCGUACAAGGUGAACGUGCUCUGUCCGAGGAUCAAGAGCACCAAGAGCGUGCCGCGCGCCCUGAGCGGGGCGGCGCGCAGCCCUCGGGAUGCGCUGUGCUCGCAGAAGCCCGGCAAGAUGAGCGAUCCACCGGCGAUGGUCCCUCCUAUCCCGCCGACAUCCUGCGCGAAUGCUAACGCCGACUAUUGCUGACGUGCCAGCGCAGAAUGAGACCCCGUGUGUUUGGCCGCGAGCGACGACCGCUCCCCACGAUCCACGGACGUACCUUUUCUCUCGAUUCGCAAGAAACAGCGGGCUGAGUGCGAGAGAGCCCGGACUGCUACCGGGCUACGUGAUUUUUUUUCUAUCGAUCCCGACGCAACCGAUUAUUGAGGGAGGACGGAUGGGAUCCUCCUUAGGGAAAGCCAAAUUGUUAGUGUGCUUUUUUUUCUAUUUUUCUUUACGCAUUGAUAAUUCACCAGUGCUCGUCCGUGUUGCGCCUUGCCGAUCCUCCAGCGAGACGAAAAGAAAAGAAAGAAAAGAGAAAAGAGCCGAGGAUUCCUUCAGAGAGAAUUGCGAAUUGACGAUGAGAUGUAAACUCGUGAGACAUUUUUACACUGCCGUCGAAGACAAUCUCCAAACCUGUCCCGUAUCGUCCGCUUGCGUUGUUUCUACCGACGAGAGAAACUGCAUCGCGGUCGGUGACACAAAAACGUCUUGCUAAUUCGCUCGAGCACGAAUCUGAAAUUUCACACGACUUGUGACUGUCGUCUGAUAGAAUCUGAGGGUCGAAUAGUGUCUCUCGUGCUGGAGGUUGGUCGUAUCGUCGAUGUGUCGCAAUAUCUUGAGCAAAAACAUGUGGUUUGUUUUCUUGAUUUAAGAUCGAUGGUUCGCCAUGAGAAAAAUUGUAACGCUCUUUUUAAGAAUAUUAAUCAUUACUCGAGGAUAUCUAUAUGUAAAUUAAAGGUAAUCCUGAAUUUGUCACUGUGCUACUUAUACGCAAAUAUAUAUAUAUAUAUAUAUCCAAGUUGUAUAAUAAAUUAUUUGUAAAGUUGAAACUGUGCUUUUCGGCGUGUUAUCUUCCAUUAUUGGCGAGAAAGCGCGAGAUGCUGCUUCGAAGUAACAUAAAAAGGAAAUUUACGAUGUAAACUUGAUUGUGAAAUUAUGUUUCAGUGUGAUCAACGCCCUACUCUCUCGCAUAACGAAUCCGCUUAAUAUACGAAUUAUAUAAUGCAUAUGUACAGUUUGCGACCGCUAUUCUUAGGUAUUCGAAGAUAUGGUACACGAUAAGUAUAUGUGCGUGAUGUGUGGCGAGUAGACCUCAGAGCGUGAUGUAUGUGCGUUUGUGAUGCAUAAUGUACGCGAUGAUCGUCCAGAGGACCACAACCCAAAUCGACUCGAUGAAGCACAAAGCGCGGCUGUCCAUCUCGCCGAUCCGCCAGUGGAACGGGAAGAUUUGGUAA
Harpegnathos saltator (Jerdon's jumping ant) is the source of this 6788-nucleotide messenger RNA. RefSeq lists its product as uncharacterized. The record is from RefSeq and is a predicted model, not a curated record. The transcript has 12 exons. Bases 913 to 5538 code for a protein of 1541 amino acids. Lineage: Eukaryota; Metazoa; Arthropoda; Insecta; Hymenoptera; Formicidae.